UCCGCCCGCCCCCCGGCGCCCCCCGCCGCGCCACCCUCUGCGCCCCGCGGCGCCCCCCGGUCCCGCCCGCCAUGCCCGGCCCGGCCGCGGGCAGCAGGGCCCGGGUCUACGCCGAGGUGAACAGCCUGAGGAGCCGCGAGUACUGGGACUAUGAGGCGCACGUCCCGAGCUGGGGUAAUCAAGAUGAUUACCAACUGGUUCGAAAACUUGGUCGGGGAAAGUAUAGUGAAGUAUUUGAGGCCAUUAACAUCACCAACAACGAGAGAGUGGUUGUAAAAAUUCUCAAGCCAGUGAAGAAAAAGAAGAUAAAACGAGAGGUUAAGAUUCUGGAGAAUCUUCGUGGUGGAACAAAUAUCAUUAAGCUGGUUGACACUGUAAAGGACCCCGUGUCAAAGACACCAGCUUUGGUAUUUGAAUAUAUCAAUAAUACAGAUUUUAAGCAACUCUACCAGAUCCUGACAGACUUUGAUAUCCGGUUUUAUAUGUAUGAACUACUUAAAGCUCUGGAUUACUGCCACAGCAAGGGAAUCAUGCACAGAGAUGUGAAACCUCACAAUGUCAUGAUAGAUCACCAACAGAAAAAGCUGCGACUGAUUGAUUGGGGGCUGGCAGAGUUCUAUCAUCCUGCUCAGGAGUACAAUGUCCGUGUAGCCUCGAGGUACUUCAAAGGACCAGAGUUUCUUGUGGACUACCAGAUGUAUGAUUAUAGCUUGGACAUGUGGAGUUUGGGCUGCAUGUUAGCAAGCAUGAUCUUUCGAAAGGAACCCUUCUUCCACGGACAGGACAACUAUGACCAGCUUGUUCGCAUUGCCAAGGUUCUGGGUACAGAUGAGCUGUAUGGGUAUCUGAAGAAGUAUCACAUAGACCUAGAUCCACACUUCAACGAUAUCCUGGGACAACACUCACGGAAACGCUGGGAAAACUUUAUCCACAGUGAGAACAGACACCUUGUCAGUCCUGAGGCCCUAGAUCUUUUGGACAAACUUCUGCGAUACGACCAUCAACAGAGACUGACCGCCAAGGAGGCCAUGGAGCACCCGUACUUCUACGCUGUGGUGAAGGAGCAGUCCCAGCCUUCUGCAGAUAACACUGUGCUUUCCAGUGGUCUCACAACUGCACGAUGAAGACUGGGAAGCGACGGGU
Messenger RNA from Choloepus didactylus (southern two-toed sloth), 1143 nucleotides. Its product is annotated as casein kinase II subunit alpha'-like. The coding region runs from base 72 to 1124 and encodes 350 amino acids. Gene Ontology annotation, cellular component: nucleus; cytosol; protein kinase CK2 complex. The transcript has a single exon. Gene Ontology annotation, biological process: protein phosphorylation; regulation of chromosome separation. Gene Ontology annotation, molecular function: ATP binding; protein serine/threonine kinase activity. The record is from RefSeq and is a predicted model, not a curated record. NCBI's taxonomy places the organism in Eukaryota, Metazoa, Chordata, Mammalia, Pilosa, Megalonychidae.